CGUUUGAUGGACGUGGUGUGACUAUGCUGGAGGUAUGCGGGAGUUGGCCGGAGAGCUUCGGCGUGCCGCGGCACAACGUCGGGUCAGCGGACGCAAGUGACGAAGGAUUGCGAGAGAGGCUGGCCGAUGCCAUGUCUGAGUCCCCCUCUAGGGAUAUAGUAGGCUCUGCUACAGAGCUGCAGAGGGAGGGCAGCAUCGAGACCCUCAGCAACAGCUCGGGUUCCACCAGCGGCAGCAUCCCACGCAAUUUCGAAGGCUACCGCUCCCCCCUGCCCACCAACGAGAGCCAGCCACUCAGCUUGUUCCCCACAAACUUCCCCUAGAGUCCCAUCUCUCACCCACCGUCCAGCCCACCUGAGCACCUGCCUGCCCCCUCCUCCCGCUCCCCCACUGACACACUGAUGUGUUGAACUGAGACCAAAUCGUCUCUAGGAUUUGUGUUUCUCUGUACAGUGUGUUUUGUUUUGUCUUUUUUCCUCUUCUCGUACAGCUGAUCACAAAUCAGUGCGAGUCCAGCUACAUCCAGUAUUAGUGUUUCAUUUGUGAGGUCGGAUUUUGAAGGCUCAUAUUGUUUCGUUGAAGCUACCUGCAGCUGUAACUUGUGCAGAUUUCCAGAUAUUUUGAAUUUGUCCAUUUAAUGCCAAAAUCAUUCCCAGAAAAUUAUUUGGUGUUUACCCUCAAAUUGCUUUCACGUCAGGAUGGAAACUCCUGGACACAUUUAUUAUAGAUUUUUGAAAAGGUUAGCAGCUGCUGUAAGUGUUUCUGAGCAAUGAACCAAAUGUCGUCUCAUAUUUUGAUACAGCUUGUUUUAAGGAGGAGCUUCCUGUAUUUUCAAUGUUAGAUUUUUAACAUCACCCCCACAAAUCAGGCUGCUUAUUACCUUUUUCGUUGCGUUAAAUCAGCAGCCAGUCCUCACAGACAUCGUUGCAAACCAGCCGUCCUGUCCUCUCUGCAGCUGGUGUCUGCUGUUUCCUCGGCCCGCCAUCAUUCUUCGCGUGUGUUUGAAGUUUUACGGUGUGCCUAUUGUCUGAAUGAGCCAUUAGAAAGGGAGCACCGACAGAGGAAAAAAAAAUGUUUAUUCCAGUCAAUGACGUGUAGCAGCUCCUUUUUCCCUCCGAGUGUGUGUGCGCGCGCGUGUGUGUGUGUAUGUGUGCGUGUGUGUAUGUGUGCGUGUGUGUGUGUGUUGCUGCUCUCAUGGCCUCUCGCUAAAUGUUUUUGAUUAAAUUUGCUCCUUUCAUGCCUUUGAUUUUCUUGUAAUUACAUUUGACAAAAGAUGCAGUAAUGAGAUGACACUAUUACUACGUUGCUGAAGUAAUUUAGAUGUUUACAGUGUAAUUGAGAUAUGUUUCUGAAAUCAGUUAGAUAUAUUCCCCACUCGGCCUUUCCAGGUAGUAAAUUUUAAUUGAGCGGAGUAAUAGAGGCUUGUGUAGCCGUCAUGCUGUAUUUUGUACUUUAGCAACUUUUGACCAAAAUCUUUUUCCUGCUUCUAGUUAUGCAUCUUUAAAAAAGAAAAAAAGUAUUUUCCUUAAAUGCGCUAGCUUUGCCCGUAGCAAAGAACUUUGAUAAUCAGAAAUGACUCUAUUGAACACACAUUGCCUGGUAGUUUGCAGAAUGUUUGAGAAAUAAAUGCACUAUUUCCAGAGUCACCCUAGAAAAAAAAAAUUGCAAUGUAGUGCACAAUCCCACAUGUCUGAGUGUUGCUGGACUGGCUGCAUGUCAUGAUGUCCUGGCUCGGUCACUGAAUGAACAGAGAAAGAGCAUGAAUCUACUAAUGCAGAGCAAAUGCUUGCUGUUGACGGUCUGAUUGGAUUUGUAAAAUACCGGCUUCUUUUCCCAGCGUUCAUGCAAGUGAAGAUAUAAUAAAAGUCAAGGAAAUGAAA
Molecule: messenger RNA, 1880 nt
Organism: Stegastes partitus (bicolor damselfish)
Lineage: Eukaryota; Metazoa; Chordata; Actinopteri; Pomacentridae
Product: BCAS3 microtubule associated cell migration factor
Exons: 2
Coding region: 24-323 (99 amino acids)
Source: RefSeq, a predicted model, not a curated record